Messenger RNA from Spirodela intermedia, 609 nucleotides. Lineage: Eukaryota; Viridiplantae; Streptophyta; Magnoliopsida; Alismatales; Araceae. The record is from the annotation of a GenBank genome assembly.
AUGGACCGGAUGGUGUUGUUUGUGGCGUUCCUGAUUCUGAUGGCGGCUUUCAGCGGCGGCGCCUGGGCGAAGACGCCCCCAACGGAGGCUCCCACGGGAGAUGACCCCUGCUUCACGGCUGUCUUGGACAACCUUUUACCCUGCGUGGACUUCGUGGAUCCCGGGGGGAACCAGACGAAGCCCUCCAAGGAGUGCUGCCAAGGCCUCGAGGAUUUCUUGGCACGCAACCGCACAUGCAUCACCUUUCUCAUCAACGCCAAACCGGCCGACCUCCCCGUCCCUGUCGACCAGAGGAAGGCCCUCAAUCUCCCCGGUGUCUGCAGUGCGAGUAUCCCUCAGCUUGACCAUUGUUUCCUUCAUUUCAUUUUUUCCUUCUACUCUCUUUCCCUGUGUUCUAGCGCAGUAUUAUUUGGUUUUCCAGGUUACAAUUUUACUGUCAAAAGUCGGAAGGGGCCGUCACCCGCCCACUCGCCGACCAGCGCCCCCGCCACCCCGCCGACCAAUGCCGCCGCCCCUCCACCGACCAAUGCUGCCAACCCGAGUUUCAUGCCCUCCGCGACGGCUUUUCUCGCGGGCAUCUCCCUCGCCAUCGUCGCCGCCCUCCUCUGA